UAAGGUCAAUGGACGCGUCUGCAACCUCACUCACAUGGACUCCAAAGUGCAGUCAGAACAAGCUGAGGUUGAUCUGCCUGUUCGUCUCCGACGAGCAUCCCUGUGCUGACCGGGUGUCCGUCAUCCUGCCUGCUCAGUCCACGCUGCAGCAGCUCAGGAUGCACAUCUCCAUGCAGGUGCAGGACUGCCAUCAAGAUCCCUUUGCAAUACUGGAUCCAGAGAAGUACACGCUGCUGUACGCUAAGACAGAAGAUUGGUACGAGGCCUACGACGACUGUCAGAUCAUCAGGACGCUAAACCUACCGUGGUGCUAUGACGACGCUGGACUGCCAACAGCCCACAUGGUGCUAAAGGAGAUGGUGGCGGGGUAUUCAGAGUGGAAGCGGAAACAACAUCACCUGCUGCCCUUCCUGAUCGGAUGCAAUCUGGAAGAAGAGGUAUCGGGGAGACUUGGAGAGCUGGCAUACACCCGAAGGAAACUGGCAUCUUGGACAAAUCAGGAGCUAAAGCGUCGAGAUGACACGUCGUACACCACAGAGCCUUGGAUUGCAAACACCCCCGUCCCGGACGACUUAAAGUCCCUGCUAAACAGGAAGCUCCCGGUCACGCUACAUUACAUGAACCAGAUCAGCUUCAGUAUACAAGUGGAUUUUAGCGCAACACCUAACAUCCUUCUGAAAUUCUUUCAAAGGGUGAUGGCAGAACAGAAGCAGGACAUUUCUGACACUUUGGUGCUGAAAGUAUCUGGAAGAGAGGAGUUUGUAUCGGGGGACUACCCCCUGAAGGAUUUCCAGUGGGUGCGACAGUGUCUGAAAGACAACCAUGACCUCCACCUGUCUGUGGUCCCUGUCUCGCAGCUCCUAAAAGAGACUGUCCAGUUGGAGGACUUGCCGCUUGUGGAUGCUUUCAUGGGAACUUUCAGCUCCCACGAAGAUCUCUGCCUGGAAGGGAAGCAUUUGGAAGACAUCGACAUGGUAUCCCUGUGGGACUGCAACAGAAAGUUCCGUGUCAAACUUGUCGGCAUUGACGUUCCAACGCUGCCGAGCAAAUCCCUGCAAUGGGUUCGUGUGGAUGCAUCGAUACUUUACGGCAACAAGGUUCUCUCGUCAGUGUCUUCAAGUCCCAAACUCCUCACAGAUGAAGUCCUGUGGAACGAGUGGCUGGACUUUGAUGUGUGGCUUCAGCAUCUUCCACGUGGCGCCAAGCUGGGCUUCACCAUUAGUGCCAGAAGCAGUGACACCAGAGAAGCAAACUCUGCAUCCAAAACGUCUGACGUGGCCAAAGGGAAGGUGAAGGUUCUUUACUUCGUCAAUCUUCUCCUGAUAGAUCACAGGUCGCUCCUCACACAGGGAUCCAUCACCCUGCACAUGUGGUCCCACCCUGACCAGGAGGACGAGGCAGUCACCUACCAAGCAGACAAACUCUCCUGUGCUACCAACCCGGAUCGCGCUAACUCCAUGGCCAUUAGCUUCCUUCUUGAUCGCUACAGCUUCCCCGUGGUUCUCCCAAAGUGCUUUAGCCACACUUCCAACACCAGCAGAUCCCAUUCUGCCGAUGAUGAACAAGCCGAUGAGCCUGAAACCGUCACAUCUUUUUCUCAAUGCGUCCAAAACAAGGCUUGCCUCCGAAGAUUCAGGGAGAAGAGCGUUUGCUACGGCCCUAACCUACCCAAGUUCCUUCGCACCGUGGACUGGAUGAACAGCAGAGUGGUGGAAGAUGUCCACUGGUUGGUGGCUAACUGGGACCCGGUAGAACUGGAUGUGACCGUGGCCCUGGAGCUGUUGAGCAUGGACUUUGCUGACGAGGCGGUCAGGAGAUUAGCGGUCCAGCGUCUGGAGAGCCUGUCCAAUGACGACGUCCUGAAGUAUUUGCUGCAGUUGGUGCAAAGCAUCAAAGUGGAAGCGUACCACGAUAGCGUCCUGGCUCGCUUCCUCAUCCAAAGAGCCUUAAGGAGCAAGCGCAUUGGCCACUUCCUCUUCUGGUACCUACGCGGAGAAGUGCUGGCAUGUCCGUAUUUCCGCCAGCGCAUGGCCGUGGUUCUGGAGGCCUACUUGCGAGGCUGCGGUCAGGCCAUGCUGGAUGGCUUCGCCCGGCAGGUGGAGGCCGUGAACGCCCUGCAGGAGGUCGCCGUCACCAUGAAGAGGCUCUACCCUGAAAAAACAGGCCUUGCUCCUGCAGCUUCACUCAAGCUUCAGCAGCUCCUUCAAGACAGCGUUCUUCCUGAGUUCCUGCUGCCUUUGGACCCCCGCAUCAAAGUAGGACAGAUUCUGCUGGACAAAUGCAAGGUGCUGGCGUCCAAGAAGAGACCUCUGUGGCUGGAGUUCUCGGCCAUGCCGUCACCAGGCUCUGCUCCGGCUGUCGGGAUCAUUUUCAAACAAGGAGAUGACCUCCGACAGGACAUGCUGAUUAUUCAGACUUUAAUGGUGAUGGAGUCAAUAUGGCAGGAGCAGUCACUGCACCUCAACCUCCUACCGUAUGGCUGCAUCUCCACGGGACACAACAUAGGAAUGAUUGAGAUCGUACGAGACGCGGCGACCAUCGCAGCAGUGCAGAGGAGCCACGGAGGAACCAAUGGAUUCUUCAGAGAUGAUGCUGUCUUUGAGUGGCUCAGAUCCAAGAGUUCACUCCAGGAAAUUCACUUCAAGACUGUGGAACGCUUUGUCAAGUCUUGUGCUGGAUACUGUGUGGCCACAUACGUGCUCGGCAUUGGCGAUCGUCACAAUGACAACAUUAUGAUCACGCAUGAAGGCAAUUUGUUCCACAUUGACUUUGGCCACAUUUUGGGGAACAGGAAGCACUUCCUGGGAGUCAGCAGGGAGCGUGUUCCAUUUGUCCUCACGCCUGACUUCCUGUAUGUCAUGGGGAGAGUGAAAGGUGGUAACAGCCUCUACUUUCAGCUCUUCAAAGACUCGUGUGUUCAGGCCUACCUGGCGCUGCGUUCACACUCGGGCCUGCUGGUGACGCUCUUCUCUCUCAUGCUGCUGACCGGCAUGCCGGAGCUGAGUGCCGCGGAGGACAUGCAGUACCUGCGGGAGGCGCUGCAGGAGGACAAGAGCGAGACAGAGGCCAAGAAGCAUUUCCUUCUGCAGAUUAGCAGGUGUGAACAGCUGGACUGGACUGUGCAGGCCAACUGGUGGAUCCACCGGAUGGCAAAUAGAUGAGACAUGAUGAUAUUAUUCAUUUAAUGAUAUUUCUCCCCAUGGAUGCUCAUCUCAAACCUUUCAGCAAUUUCCCUGAACCUUUGCCGUAGAAAGCAGUGUAUUGGUGGCCAAAAUGGAAAGUUCGCUCUGUCCAUGCUAGCUAGCAGGAUAACAUUACCCAGAGGGCUGGCUCAUGCUUGAAUGAAGUAUCCACAUGGUGUGUGAAAGGUCAUGGUUCAGGUCAAGGUCAAGUAGGGCUGCAGAGCUAUGCCACCAUCACACUUCCAAUGUGACACAUUAGAAACAAUGCAAACCAUAAAACUGCUUCGUUUUUGUGUGAAUUGCUUUAAAAAGCUCAUAAGACCAAAUACUGUCAUAGAUAACAAUGAAAUGAAGUGGUGAUAAGUUCAGACAGAGUUAAUAGUUCAUUCAUAAAAAUGAAAAAACAAAGCCCCUGCCAGUCAGAGACUAAGUAAAUG
Doryrhamphus excisus (bluestripe pipefish) is the source of this 3619-nucleotide messenger RNA. Its product is annotated as phosphatidylinositol 4,5-bisphosphate 3-kinase catalytic subunit gamma isoform. The record is from RefSeq and is a predicted model, not a curated record. Gene Ontology annotation, biological process: phosphatidylinositol-3-phosphate biosynthetic process; cell migration; phosphatidylinositol 3-kinase/protein kinase B signal transduction. Gene Ontology annotation, molecular function: 1-phosphatidylinositol-4-phosphate 3-kinase activity; 1-phosphatidylinositol-3-kinase activity. Lineage: Eukaryota; Metazoa; Chordata; Actinopteri; Syngnathiformes; Syngnathidae. Gene Ontology annotation, cellular component: plasma membrane; phosphatidylinositol 3-kinase complex, class IA; cytoplasm.